AUGACCUCCAUACAGAGGCAUGAGCUCCAGGCUCUGGUCAAGCUGGUGAACAGCAACCAGCUGCUGAAUCGCCAAUUAUCCCAAAUCUGCCAGCUCAACGGGCUCACUAGCAGCGGCGUUAAGGCGGCUCUGCAAAGUCGCAUCGUCAGUGCUAUCGAAGAAGCCUUUAAGAACAGCGACGCGACUCGCUUCCAGCAAAUACAGCGAAGCAUCGAGACCACAAGAACCGGCUCCUCCGCUUCGCCCGCCUCUCAGAAGGGCGGACGUCCUGCCACAGCGACUCCGCCAGUGUCAAUGAUGCGACAAGACCAAUACUGGGGGCGCAAUGCUCGUCCCAGCGGUGCGAAUGGCCCUGCCCUGCCUGGUUACGGAUCAAGCGGGCUUUCCUUCAAAAACAGUCCCUUCUACGAGAUCCAGUUCCGGGUCGGGGAUGUGCGCUCGUGCGAUGCUAUGAGCCAGCAUAGAAACAUGGUCUCGAUUCCAGUCAAGGUCAGCGAUAAUCAUAAUCUCAACAGAGUUAUCGACGACAAGUCAUUACGCAUCAUGGUCUUCUGCGCCGGAGAUAGCAACGGCGUCCAAGACAUCGCGUUUCCUCAUCAGUCGGAGAUCAAGGUCAACGGCAAUGAGGUCAAGGCGAAUCUCAGAGGCUUGAAGAACAAGCCAGGCUCCACGAGGCCAGUCGACAUUACGAGCUAUUUGCGUCUGAAAAAUGAUAACAGAAAUCUCGUUGAGUUCACUUAUGCGUUGACUCAAAAGAAAUUCUAUCUUGUCCUCAACGUCUGCCGUAUCACCUCGGCGCAGGAUCUGGCCGACAAUAUCAAGAAGGGGCAGAAGAUCCCCAAAAAUAAGGUAAUUGAGGAGAUUAGCAAGAAAGCGGCGGACACGGAUAUCGUCACGACAUCUCAAGUCCUGUCUCUCAAAUGUCCUCUAUCUUACAUGCGUCUCGAUGUCCCGUGCCGCUCUGUCAACUGCUCGCACAUUCAGUGUUUCGACGCAACGUCGUACCUCCAAUUGCAAGAGCAGGGCCCUCAGUGGCUUUGUCCGAUUUGCAAUAAACCGGCGCCGUACGCACAGCUAGCUGUUGACGAGUACGUCAGAGACAUCCUAGCGAACACAUCAAAGUCUCUCGAUCAAGUGACCAUUGAACCAGACGGGCAAUGGCGAGUGAACACAGGACAGGACGAGAAUAGGCCUACCAAUGGUGGAAGCGGCCUUGUUGACGAUGACGAUGAUGAUGACGACGAUUGGGGCAUCGUGGAGGUCAACCCUGUUCGCAGUCGAAACUUCGAAACUCCCAACCGGUCAGUCGCCAGCACGGCAACUCCGACUACAACGGUGAUGUCCCGAGAAAGCUCGACGAUGCCGCGGGGUGUGGCCACAACAAGUGCCAAGAGAUUGCAUUCGGAUAGGGUGACAAUAGACCUGACCCUAUCAGACGAUGAUGAGCCAGUCGCUCCGCCUCCAAAGCGACAGCAAUUGCAGGGGCCGGGAUCGAGUAACUACAACAGCAAUGGUUACAGCAGCAGCAUGUUCUGA
Molecule: messenger RNA, 1536 nt
Organism: Colletotrichum fioriniae
Lineage: Eukaryota; Fungi; Ascomycota; Sordariomycetes; Glomerellales; Glomerellaceae
Source: RefSeq, a predicted model, not a curated record